CCAGGGCUCCAUGCCUUGGUCGGCGCUUCUUUAUAUAAUGCCAUCCGUCAUGGCUCCGUCGUGGUUAUCUACUGCAUCCACAGGGUGCAAUCUCAACCCGACGAUAGCCAGGUGUUGAUCCAGUAGUUCCCGCCCCUGCAGGGUUUCAAUCAAACCAGUUUUUUAUAUCAAGCCUCGUGCUCCACUUGCGCCCCUUGGUCGUGUGUUCUUCUUCCCGUCAUUGCCGGCACUCACCAUGGACAUCAGAGGAAAACAGCCCUCGACUUGGGACGACUACGAUGGCUCCGCCAGGGCCUCAAUCGACUCGGAUACGGGCAGCCGUGUGCAGUGGGACCGCCUCGAGAGGCGCCCCAGUGGCGAGAGCAACGCGACAAACGGAGGCCGCUGGUCAGGAGCAGCGACUGAAUUGCGGCGACGGCGAUCUUCCAUCGGCCAGCAGUUUGGCGCACUGGGCGACGCUGGCGGCGUAAACAGCAUCAACAAUUUCGCGCGAUCAUGGCAGCGUGCCGCAGGCUUCUUCGAAAUCACUCCUGUGCGACCCUCGUUCCGCGUGGAGCAAGGCGACGGCGAUAGCGACGGCGCCGACGAAGACGGCGACACUGACGCGGCUGAUUUUUCGCGCAGCAACCUCCCAACUCCCAUCGCAGACCAACGAUCAGCUCUGCGCAAUGCUCUGCAGACCGAGGGAAGGCGUGCAUCAGACAAUGCAGUCACAGAUGAAGAGCAAGGUGCCACAGAGCAGACCCAGCUGCUGCCCCAUACAGUCGAGCAGCGUCUGAGAGGAAGGGGAUCUAGCAUAUUCCAAAUCGAGCCCUCGCUAUCCUCGCCCUUUGGAGCAAGCUACGGCACUGCCUACGGCAGUCUGAGCUCGCGCGUCAACGAGUCCUCAAUGCGCCAUGCCGGGCGAUUGUUCACCGAGCAGCAGCUCAAGGGCGCUACAGAGCCCGAACAGGAGCGAGAGCCACUUCUUGUCAAGCAAGUCGAGGAGGAUGGCCAUAUUAUCAACGUGGUUGUGGGCCAAUCUACCAUGCCUCAGACCAUUUUCAAUUCGGUCAACGUGCUGGUGGGCGUGGGACUGCUCACUCUUCCUCUGGCUUUCAAGUACUCGGGUUGGCUGAUUGGUAUGGUUUUCCUUGCCUGGUCAGCCGUCGUCACUGCCUACACUGCGAAGUUGCUUGCCAAGUGUCUCGAUGUCGAUGGAUCCUUGAUCACCUUCGCCGAUUUGGCUUAUGUUUCAUAUGGCUCAAAAGCCCGAGUGGCCGUCAGCAUGCUGUUCUCCCUUGAGUUACUCGCAGCUUGUGUUGCACUUGUGGUGUUGUUCGCUGAUAGUAUGGACGCGCUGAUUCCUGGAUGGGAUAUCUUGCAAUGGAAGAUCUUGUGUGGUGUGAUUUUAAUACCACUAAGCUUCCUACCACUCCGCUUUUUGUCGUUUACAUCUGUCUUGGGUGUUAUGUCUUGCUUUGGAAUUACCAUCGCAGUCUGGAUCGACGGUCUUGUGAAGCCAGAUGCCCCCGGCUCCAUUCGCCAACCAAUGACACAAUACCUGUUCCCCGAUAACUGGCUUACCGUUCCACUCUCCUUUGGUCUUCUCAUGUCUCCCUGGGGUGGCCAUUCUGUUUUUCCAAACAUUUACCGCGACAUGCGACACCCCUACAAGUACCGCAAGUCUGUCAACGUGACCUACAUCUUCACCUACAUUAUCGACGUCGGAAUGGCAUGCGCUGGCAUUCUCAUGUUCGGCGAUGGCGUCUUGGAAGAAAUCACGAGCAACAUAUUCUUAACCGAGGGGUUCCCUAAGGGCAUUUCAGUAUUCAUCGCCAUCUGCAUUGCCAUCAUCCCGUUGACUAAGAUCCCGUUGAAUUCUAGACCCAUUGUAAGCACCCUCGAGCUUCUUUUUGGCCUAGACGCACGAUCUCUGGCCAUGUCACCUUCCAUGGACGGCAUGGACGGUCUCACCCGGGGAUUCUUCAAGAUCUCUUUACGCAUCAUUACGAUUGUUUUGUUUGUUUUCAUCGCUAUUGUUUUUCCCUCAUUCGAUCGCAUCAUGACACUUCUCGGAAGUGUCGCUUGCUUUAGCAUUUGCAUCAUCCUACCGUUGAUGUUCCAUCUGAAGCUUUUCGGAAAAGAGAUAUCCAGUGGAGAGAAGAUGAUGAACUGGGUGCUGAUCAUUGUCAGCGCCAUAAUGGCCGUUGUCAGUACUGUGUUUGCUUGCAUACCUAAAGAGCUUCUUGAAUCAUAGGUACAGAAGAUGUUGAUGGGUAGAGAUGCGAAAAGUCUAUACGUGGCAGUGUUUUCUCAGUAUGCAUGAAGCACGAUAUCCGGGAGAAUUUGGCGUUUUUGAAGCAUUUACUCUAAUUUCCUUCUAGCCAUGAACUAUGUAAUUUACAGGACACAUCAUUGGAUGUUGGGUUUCACAGGCUUCACAGGCUUCACAUAUACGAUUGUUACCUGAUUCUGUCACUUUUCCUUUCAUCCAAGAGUCAUAGCUCUAGAUUGCUUUCACUUUUCACCAAGCCGCUUCACGCCUACUAUAUAAAUCCAGAUUGUUCGAGUCAAAGCAAAGCAACUCUCUUCUCCAG
Bipolaris sorokiniana ND90Pr is the source of this 2579-nucleotide messenger RNA. RefSeq lists its product as uncharacterized. The record is from RefSeq and is a predicted model, not a curated record. Gene Ontology annotation, cellular component: vacuolar membrane. NCBI's taxonomy places the organism in Eukaryota, Fungi, Ascomycota, Dothideomycetes, Pleosporales, Pleosporaceae. Bases 236 to 2239 code for a protein of 667 amino acids. Gene Ontology annotation, molecular function: amino acid transmembrane transporter activity. Gene Ontology annotation, biological process: amino acid transmembrane transport. The transcript is spliced from 3 exons.